This is a messenger RNA of Hyaloscypha bicolor E, 309 nucleotides long. RefSeq lists its product as uncharacterized. Bases 1 to 309 code for a protein of 102 amino acids. The record is from RefSeq and is a predicted model, not a curated record. The transcript is spliced from 2 exons. NCBI's taxonomy places the organism in Eukaryota, Fungi, Ascomycota, Leotiomycetes, Helotiales, Hyaloscyphaceae.
AUGUCUUUUAUCAAGAGGAAGUCUGCCGGUGGUUACUCAAUUUGCUUCCGUCUUUGGCCAGCCGGCCCUUAUACCUUUCGGGGCUACCAAUAUACGGCCAUAAUCAAGACAGAUCCCGAUGAACCGACACUCUCUGGCGACCGUAUUGGCGAAAUCAUUAACCGGAUGGGCUAUAUUUGGGACUGGGAUAUAGACGAGAUAAACUGCAAUAUCCUGUCACCAAAAUGGACCGCAGUAACAGGCAUUCUAUUCGAUCCCACUAUUGGAAUAUUUCCUAAUACUAAUUCGAUAUCAAAUCUACGUCGCUAA